AUGGCGUCGUCGUCUCUCCUCCUGUGCCUCCUCUUUCUGUCCGCAGCUGCGGCCGCCGGCGGCGCUGUUGUCAACCCCCGCCGGUCCCUCGCCGCACAGACUGCGAAAUCAGGCGACAUGGCGUCCCUGGCGGCUGGGAGCCCGAUGGUGGCAGGGCUCAUGAACGAACGUCUCAAGGCCCUCACCACCUCCUUUGCGCAGCAGAUGGGCAGGGAGUUUCACUACUGCAUCAAGAACAUGGAUCGAGAGUGGAACACGGCCUUCAAUUUCUCUUCCGAUCCCGCCUUCCUCACAACCUGCAUGAAGGAAACCAACGGAGACCUACCGCAGCGCGUGUGCACGGCCGCGGAGAUGAAAUUCUACUUCGAGAGCUUCCUCGAAGGCAACGGAAGGAAGAACUACGUGAGACCGAACAAGAACUGCAAUCUCACUUCGUGGAUCGAUGGGUGUGAGCCCGGAUGGUCCUGUAGCGCUGGCAAAGACCAGGAGGUCAACUUAAAAGAUGCUGUCAACAUCCCUUCUAGAACCAUUGACUGCCGAGGUUGCUGCGCUGGCUUCUUUUGCCCUCAUGGCCUCACUUGCAUGAUACCAUGUCCUCUGGGAGCCUACUGCCCUGAGUCCACUCUGAAUAAAACAACUGGAGUCUGUGAUCCGUACCACUAUCAGCCACCUGCUGGAAAGCCGAAUCAUACGUGUGGCGGUGCUGAUAGAUGGGCGGACGUUGUUAGCACCGACGAUGUUUUCUGUCCACCUGGUUACUACUGUCCAAGCACUGUACAGAAACUCGAUUGUAGUAGUGGGUUCUAUUGUAGGAAGGGUUCAACUUUGGAAACCAAAUGCUUCCACAAAGGAAGUUGUAAACCAAACUCGACAAAUCAGGACAUUACCAUAUUCGGUGCACUGCUUGUGGGUGCCCUGAGUUUGGUGCUGUUGAUCAUUUACAACUUCUCUGGACAACUCCUGAUGAACCGGGAGAAGAAGCAAGCAAAAUCUAGGGAGGCUGCUGCAAGACAUGCUCGAGAGACCGCCGUGGCCCGUGAACGAUGGAAAACAGCUAAAGAUGUCGCAAAGAAGCACGCUGCAGGCUUGCAGUCGUCACUGUCCCGCACGUUCUCGCGCAAGAAAAGCCUUAGGACACACGAAUCGUCCAAAGGAGGUCUCGGUGGUGGUGAUCUGCCUUCAACCGAUGACCAGCCGACAAACGAAGCAGGAGGAGGAAAGAAGGAUAGUAGCCUUACUGACAUGGUGCGUUCCAUUGAAGACAACCCUGAGAAAGGCGAAGGAAUCAGUGUGCAAAUAGGAGGAGGAGCAGGAGAGAAAAAGAAGGCCAAAGGGAAGCAUGCCCAUACCCAGAGCCAGAUUUUCAAGUACGCGUAUGGACAGAUCGAAAAGGAAAAGGCAAUGGAACAGGAGAGCCAAAACCUUACGUUUUCAGGAGUGAUAUCGAUGGCGACCGAUGAAGACAUCAAGAAAAGGCCCACGGUUGAGAUCGCCUUCAAAGACCUCACACUGACAUUGAAGGGGAGCAAGAAAAAGCUCUUGAGAUCAGUGACCGGAAAACUCAUGGCUGGAAGGGUCGCCGCCGUGAUGGGCCCAUCAGGCGCCGGGAAGACCACAUUCUUGAGUGCUAUUGCUGGCAAGGCAACAGGAUGCGAAACAACAGGGAUGAUACUGAUCAAUGGGAAGACGGAACCUAUCCGCGCAUACAAGAGAAUCAUCGGCUUUGUCCCGCAAGAUGACAUCGUGCAUGGGAACUUAACAGUUCAGGAGAAUCUCUGGUUCAAUGCAAGAUGCAGGCUUUCUGCUGACAUGUCAAAGGCUGAUAAGGUUCUUGUCGUGGAAAGAGUAAUCGAGUCCUUGGGACUGCAAGCAGUUCGUGAUUCUUUGGUCGGAACUGUUGAGCAGCGUGGCAUCUCUGGUGGCCAGCGCAAACGAGUAAACGUCGGGCUAGAAAUGGUCAUGGAACCCUCAGUCCUGAUCUUAGAUGAGCCGACAUCAGGUUUGGACAGUGCCUCAUCCCUGCUUUUACUUCGCGCUCUGCGUAGGGAAGCUCUUGAGGGUGUCAACAUCUCUAUGGUCGUCCAUCAACCCAGUUAUACAUUGUACAGGAUGUUUGAUGACUUGAUACUUCUCGCGAAAGGUGGUAUGACUGUGUAUCACGGGCCUGUAAAGAAAGUGGAGGAAUACUUUUCAGGAUUGGGCAUUGUUGUGCCGGACCGUGUGAACCCACCGGACUACUAUAUAGACAUCUUGGAAGGAAUUGUGAAGCCAAACUCAAAAGAACCAGUAAAUGUCAAGGAUCUCCCCAUUAGAUGGAUGCUGCACAAUGGGUAUGAAGUCCCACGGGACAUGCUGCAGAGUUCUUCUGACUCAGAAUCCUCUUUCAGAGGGGGAGGAGAUCAUGCCAAGGGAGGUGACGCUAGCCAAUCUAUUGCUGGUGAAGUGUGGGGCAAUGUCAGGGACAUAGUUGGGCAGAAGAAGGAUGAGUAUGAUUACAAUAAAACUUCCGAAAACUUAUCGAAUCGACGUACUCCCGGGAUCCUUAGGCAAUACAAAUACUACCUGGGGAGGUGUGGCAAGCAGCGGCUUCGUGAGGCUAGAAUACAAGGAGUCGACUAUCUCAUACUUGGUCUUGCUGGUAUAUGUCUAGGCACACUUGCUAAAGUGAGCGAUGAGACAUUUGGAGCGCUUGGCUACACAUACACUGUUAUUGCUGUGUCACUGUUGUGCAAGAUUGGGGCCUUGAGAUCAUUUUCGCUGGAGAAGAUACACUACUGGAGGGAGAGAGCAUCCGGCAUGAGCUCGCUGGCAUACUUCUUGUCCAAAGAUACAAUAGAUCACUUCAACACGAUUAUCAAGCCGAUCGUCUACCUCUCCAUGUUUUACUUCUUCAACAACCCAAGGUCAUCAAUCUGGGAAAACUAUGUUGUUCUUCUAGCACUCGUCUACUGUGUGACGGGGAUUGGCUACACCUUUGCCAUCUUUUUCCAGCCAAGUUCUGCGCAGCUGUGGUCGGCACUCCUUCCGGUUGUUCUAACCCUAAUAGCAACCCAGCAAAAGGACACCUUCUUCGCAAACCUGUGCUACACGAAGUGGGCUCUAGAAGCAUUUGUGAUUGCGAAUGCGCAGAAAUAUUCCGGCGUAUGGCUCAUAACACGGUGCGGCUCGCUGUUGAAUAGUGGAUAUGACAUCAAUGACAGAAUCUUGUGCAUAGUGGUUCUUGUUGCCAAUGGUGUGAUAUUCCGGUGUGUGGCAUUCUUCUGCAUGGUGAUCUUCCAGAAGCACUGA
Miscanthus lutarioriparius is the source of this 3288-nucleotide messenger RNA. The record is from the annotation of a GenBank genome assembly. NCBI's taxonomy places the organism in Eukaryota, Viridiplantae, Streptophyta, Magnoliopsida, Poales, Poaceae.